GGUCGAUGCACAAUUAGGAAUGCUAGAGAGAGAUUAUCUCCAGGAGUCCCUCAGUUAUGUUUUGGGAAUUCAAGAAGUCCAGGAAAGGAUAAAAUUCGAGUUUGUGGAAAUAAUUUUAAGAUUCAUAUCUGACUGGCUCGUGUUCUACCACCUCGGCCAUGAAGUAGCGGAAGAUGCCAAAGACUAUCUAUUAGAUCUCCAAUUCAAAGUGCAAAAGACCAGGGAAAAUUUUGAUGAAACACGACAGAAAGCCCAAGAGCUAAAACACAGAUACAUGGAGAGCAAAAUGAAACCCGAAAGCGAAUACACAAAACAGGGAUAUCUGUUCCUUAUGGAGAAGAAGGCAUUCACGGCAACAUGGUCCAAAUACUAUUGCACGUACAAAAAGCAGAGUAAAAAGUUUUCGAUGCUACAGUUUAACCAAAUGUCUGGUCGAUCGCAGCAAUCCUCGACGGAAGUCCUUACGUUGGCCUCCUGCACGAAGCGGGUUUCGGAGUUUGAGAAGCGCUACUGCUUCGAUUUGAUCUUCGACGAGCGGCCGGCGAUUACGUACACAUUUCAGGCGCUCAGUGAGGAGGACCGGAAAGCUUGGCUGAAUGCCAUGGAUGGCAAGGAACCGACAUUCAUGGCCCCGUCAACGCAUCACAACGAGGACGGCAACCUGGACGAUGUCGGUUUCGCGUUUGUCCGGAAAUGUAUAGAAGUGCUGGAGAGGAGAGGAUUAGAGGAAGAGGGUCUCUAUCGGAUUGGAGGUGUGAGUACAAAGAUAUCCAAGUUGCUGAGCAUGGGACUAGACAGAAAAAAGACUGAAAAGGAUCGAUUGCAGUUUUUCAACGACGAGCAAAGCUCGGACGUGUUAGAGAAUAAGACGAUAGCAAGUGCAUUAAAGCAUUACCUGAGAAAUCUGAAUGAACCGUUGAUGACGUUUCGGUUGCACCAUUCGUUCAUCUCAUCAGCGAAGCAAGAAACCAGACAGCAGCGAAUAAAUGAUGUUCACACACUGGUCCAUAGGCUGCCCAAGAGUCACUUUGAGAUGCUGGACAUCGUUAUAAGGCACCUGAAAUCAGUCGCGAUGAAAUCGGACAAGAACAAAAUGUCUGUGUUCAACCUAGGCGUAGUAUUUGGACCAACACUGCUUCGAGCAGCAGAGGAAACUGUAGCUGCCAUAUUAGAUAUCAAGUUCAACAACGUCGUGAUAGAGAUCCUAAUUGAGAACUACGACAGGAUUUUCAAAUCACAACCCGGAAAAGGACUCGACUAUCUACCGCAUACUAACGUCAGCCCGCCCAUGGCAUUGCAACGCUCCUAUCCCGGCGUUGGUGGUGGAGGAGGGGGAGGAGGAGGAGGUGGAGGGGGUGGUGGUCUAAGUGGCUUAGGAGUUGUCGGAGCAAGUUACGCCAAAGAACGGAGCGCUAGCUAUUCGCAACCUGUUGUACGGGUUGUAGCGAAAUCAAAUUACACCGAACCGGUCAUGUCUUCGAGCUUGCAAAAUAUCUCCAACGGAAUUUCUCUGUACAGCAAAGGCACCAAUAACUAUCCCACCUAUGAAGCAAAACCGAAGAUCAUCACUUCAAUCAACAGUUCCACGCCAUCGCUGCUAAGAGACACCACACUUUCGCCGCGGGAAAUCAGUAUAGAUACCCGGGAGACUACUUACCUUAAGUCGGCGCCAUCAACAAUCACUAUAAACAGCCACAAUAGUCCUCCUCCUCCUAGUCACAAUCAUCAUAAUAUGGUCCGGUCGGAUGGCGGAGGAAGUAGUCAACUUUACCAAACCGGCUACCAAAGCCAUCUUCUGCACAACCGAGCUGAACCGCAAACUAUGCUCCGUGGGGGAAGCGCCGGAUCAGACAGCAUAUAUGGGGUCACAACACCUAUGCACAAACUGGGUCACCCUAAUCCUAUGGCCAGCAGUGAUUCUAAUCUUACCAACACGCGGAAAGAGCUCUCGAUCUACGAUCGCAUUCAUUCCACCAGUAGUUCAAACGAGUCCGUUUGUUCGUCUUCUAGUCGUGAUCUUAACCAUUCAUACGGAAGCACUAGCCGGCCGAUGUCGAACUGGGAAUACGGAACCGGCAAUGGCAGUAUCGGUGUGGUGAGUAAUGCGCUGAAUAAGUUUUCCAUGCGGGACGAUGCUAGUCAAGGUUAUAUCCCGAAGAAGACGCAGCGCAGUACCAAAGGUCUAACCCGCCAUACCAAACAUGUGACCCCGAGGGAAAAUCUGCGCGUUAGGACACUGUAUGCUUGCUUAGCGGAGAACGAUGGAGAGCUGUCGUUCGAACCCAAUCAAAUCAUUACAAAUGUGAAACGUUCCCAGGAGCCAGGAUGGCUUGCAGGUACCUUGAAUGGAAAAUCCGGCCUCAUUCCGGAGAACUACGUUGAGGUACUGAAAUAAUGGUGACGUUUACCCAAUACCAACCAGUAACAAACCAAACCACAUUACCAACAAACUAAAAAAGGAAGAAUAAACGGACCGGGAAACAAAUGGAAGCAAAAUUAAUCCAGAUGUGUAAUGACACCCAAUCACAUAACAGUCAUGCAUCUAUGAAUAAGCAAAAAAAAAAUGUUAAAUUAACAACCAAACAAACAAAAAAAACUAACGUAGGAAAACCUUCAAAAGGUUAGUUCGGCGAAACAAGUGCUGUGUAUUGUGUAGAUUUACUCGAUAACUGUUACCCGUAAAUAUGUAAGAGCAUAAAAGACGCAGCAGACAAACAACUAUCAUUCCUAUUACAAUGUAACAGAAAACGGCAAAAAUUAUAGAAAUCGGAACAUCAUCGGAUUUUGUUUCGGUUCUGUUGAGUUGUAGAUUUUUGUUUCAGUUUCAAGUUUUUUUCUAAUGAGUUGAUCAAUUUUAUUAAAAUAAGUUCACGUCAUUGUUUGACUUAGUAUUUUAUUAUGUAGAGAAAAAUGUUUUCUCUGGUUUAUAUUUAUUUAAUUUUCGAAUAUUAAAUCAACGUUUUGUUGAUUAAUUUGUUAAAAUCUCAUACUUGGAAGCUUUGUUUGAUGUAGUUAAGAUUUUUUUGUUUGUUUAUAACUGCGUUUUUCCGAUUUCUAUUAUCAAGCAAAACAGAACACGCCUCUUAUGGACAUUUCUAUCAAUGUCUUUUAAAUAUUGUAAGUAAAAGAAAACUAAUUAUUGAUUAUAGAUACACAAUAACAAACUAAAUUAUAUUUGAAAACAAACAAACAAAACACCAAUGAACUUGAGAAAAGUAUAUAUUUCUUUAUAAUUAUUGAGCAACGUGUAGGUGAAUAAAAGGUAAUAUAAAACGUACAUUCUAUGAAGAAAACAAAAA
Molecule: messenger RNA, 3299 nt
Organism: Uranotaenia lowii
Lineage: Eukaryota; Metazoa; Arthropoda; Insecta; Diptera; Culicidae
Gene: Graf
Product: rho GTPase-activating protein Graf
Exons: 12
Coding region: 20-2395 (791 amino acids)
Biological process (GO): signal transduction
Cellular component (GO): cytoplasm
Molecular function (GO): GTPase activator activity; protein binding
Source: RefSeq, a predicted model, not a curated record